AUGUUUACUCAACUAUGGAUGAGUCCAAGAAUUCAGCAUCGAUGUAAAACUGAGGCAUAUAUGCGAGUGUUAAACAAUGCCUAUAAAUGGCUAUCUAUUGAUAUACUAGUUGGACUGUCUAUACUUAUAGAAUUUUAUAUUCAACCAUUUUUUCGUUUAUUCUCACUUCCUGUACAAUGGAUUUAUACAUAUGAAAAGUUAGUAUUAUCAUUGCUUUCCUUACUUGUUGCCUGUGUCUUAUAUCACGUAUUUGUGAUAAUCAAUUCAAUUCUAUAUCAGAAAAUGAAAGUGGAUAGUGAUUAUCUAUUUGAUAAAAAUGAAUUACUUUCAAGAUAUCCAUCAUCACCAUUGAACAAAUCUCUUAUCGGUCCUUCAAUGUUCUGCUCUCAUUUAUUAAAAAAUACUUCAGAUAUUAUUUCUUCUGCUGCAGCUACUUUUGGUAGUUCAUUUGAAAUCUCUACUAAUGCAUCUUCUAUUCGACCACUGUCAUCAUCACCAUCAUCAUCACCAGCAACUGAUGUUAGCAUUCCACAAUCGAUUGGAGAUAAUCAAUCGAUUUGGAAACAAUCAGGAAUUAUCACAGUAUCUUCACAACACAAUCCGUCUGCUAGUAGUAGUUUGUCACACUCACAAUGUACAUCUUUACUUACACCAGGAAGUCGAGGUGGACAAGAAAAUCUUUCUCUUUUAGAUUUGGCUCUCAGUCCAAUUUCCAAUUGUGCAAUACUACCUUCGUUAGGCAGUGGUAGUGGUGGUGGUGGAAAUCAUGCUCCACUACACAAUUCCAAAGAUGUUUAUCGUUCAGUCACUUGGUCAUCAUCAUUCUUAACAUCGAACUCAUCACCCCGGUAUCAAUAUGAAUCAGCUUAUAUCCCACUUACCAAUCCUUGUCAACAGUUUUUAAAUGAUUCUCUGAAAUCAUCAUCAGGACCAUCUUUUAUUUCAAGCAGUAUAACACCUGAUUCUGGAAAGAGUGAUCGUGAAUUAAAUGAACGUUUUGAAGAUGAGUAUUGGAUGGAACAUCAAGUCAGUAAGAAUGAUUUGGAUCGUUGGACAUUAAAUCUACGAAAGUGGCUUCAUGGUACAAUUAUUCGGCGUAUUGUCAAUGAAAUUGAUACUAUUAAUAGAAAUCUUGAAGAGGCUUGCGGUGAUAAACCUCUAAUCGGUUGUGAGUUUAACUUGAUAUUAUUUUUCUUUCUCUGAAGUUUGUUGUUUUUCAUCUAACUGAUAUGAUCACUUCGAAUAGGCUGAUUGCUGAUGAAAUCUUAACUGUAGCAUUUGAUUGGCAAGAUAUCCGACUGUCUAUCGAAAGAUGAAUCAAUUUCGCUGCAUUUUGUUUCGUUGUGUUAUACGACUGUGAGGCAUAUUCAUUAAAAGUAGAAGAUGUGAAGCGAUUACAGAUGUCUUGGUAGCAUUGCUAAUGUUUGAUGGAAUCAUCGUGUGAACAGUUCUGAGGUUAGGUGAAAGGCAUUAAGCAAAAGAGGCAAGUUGAUUGAUUGAUGAGGUUGGCUGCAUAUGUCGAGUCACUGCCUACUUCGAUAUCUCCUGUUAGGUCAAGAUAGGACCAAUUUGGAAAAAGGGUACAAGGUGGCCAGAUAAAGACCUGAACCUAGUCGAUGAGGUGUCUAACUGUUGGUCUGGGAGUGUGGGGAGAUGAGGACCUCCUCACUGAAGUCCCUGAGACUAUAGGAAUCAGUGGUUAAGUACUCAUGGUGACUUGGUUGAACAUGAAUCGGUCACAAUGGCACCGAUGUAUAUUCAUUCUUUGACGUCUUCCGAAGCUUGAAAGUUUGCACUACCCUUUAUCUUUACUCCACUUUGUAAACUUUAAUCGAUUCAUUUCGAUCAAGCUCUUUGGAAU
Messenger RNA from Heterobilharzia americana, 1861 nucleotides. NCBI's taxonomy places the organism in Eukaryota, Metazoa, Platyhelminthes, Trematoda, Strigeidida, Schistosomatidae. The record is from the annotation of a GenBank genome assembly.